Messenger RNA from Phragmites australis (common reed), 1147 nucleotides. RefSeq lists its product as uncharacterized. The record is from RefSeq and is a predicted model, not a curated record. Lineage: Eukaryota; Viridiplantae; Streptophyta; Magnoliopsida; Poales; Poaceae. The transcript has a single exon. The coding region runs from base 234 to 710 and encodes 158 amino acids.
GCUCUUGCAAAGCAUCAUUCCAGCUCUCCACACCUCCUCAUCAUUCUGCUUCCAUUUUCACUUGCCACUACAAGAAUUGCAGUAGAAGCAAAGCCUCAAAUACCUUUGUUUCCUUACUCCUACGUCCUCUAUAAAAGCACAAAGAAUUCAAGCUCGCACCCACCUGCAAACUUAUGUGAUCAAGAGCAGCAAGCCCCAGCCCCGGUUGAAGACUUCAAGGCGCAACUCAAACCAUGGCUAAGAUCACGGCAAUAGCGGCGGCGGCGGCGGCAAUCGCGGUUCUGCUACUGCCACUCGGGCAGGCCCAGGAGAGGCCCACCGAGGCGCACCCGCACGGGCUCCCCUACGAGAGCCCGCUCGCGCUCUCGCCGGCGGCGUACGAGUUCUUCCACCCCGGAUCGCGCGGUGAGCAGCGCGCCCGGCGAGCCGCGCACGGCGUCGCGCCGGCGCUCGCGCCGCGCGGGCAGCAGCUGAGGGAGUCCGUGGUGAGAGGAGCGUCGGCGGGCAUAGCGAGGGCCGACCAGGAGGAGGGGGGCGUGGCGCCCGUCAGCACGGUCCGGCGCGGCGCUUUUCGGGCAGUCAAGGUGGCCGGCGUGCUCGCCUGCGCCGCGGCAGUGGCGCUGGUGGCUCUCGGCGUGGCGUACGCCGUGGCGCGGCGCCGGGUGGCGCGCGGCGGCGCGGACUUGGGCGCGCCCAAGUCGAACGCGUAGUGGGCCGGUAGUGGCAAGGCUGCUUUGCUACGUGUGCUUGUCGUAGAAUUUGGGCUUGGUAGGUUUUGGGUUCGUGUAAAUUUGGAAUGCUUUGUGGGGUCGGGCGGAGGUUUUUGAGAUGCUAUUUUGGGGAAGGCCGAAAGUGGAACUGUGGAAGCAUGUGAGAAAAAGGCCCAUUUUCUGCUAGCUGACACGAGCUGUGCUGCGAACAAUGGCUCAAAAAAAAAAAAUCGGUUCUGAUCUCUUGCAUUUGAAGUUCCGCUGGCAAGUACUCACACUAAGGUUACAGUAGCUUGCACCAAGGUUACUAGUGCUUUGUAUCCAUACAAUGACCAAAAGCUUCAAUAUCCUUGGCUACAGUAGCUUGCACUAAGGUUACUAGUGCUUUGUAUCCUAAAACCAGUCGUGCUUAUGUCUCAAGCGAAGUGGUUUUUCCA